This is a messenger RNA of Cyclopterus lumpus (lumpfish), 2083 nucleotides long. RefSeq names its product DnaJ heat shock protein family (Hsp40) member B11 (gene dnajb11). Lineage: Eukaryota; Metazoa; Chordata; Actinopteri; Perciformes; Cyclopteridae. The record is from RefSeq and is a predicted model, not a curated record. Gene Ontology annotation, molecular function: misfolded protein binding. Gene Ontology annotation, biological process: protein folding; protein maturation. The coding region runs from base 127 to 1209 and encodes 360 amino acids. Gene Ontology annotation, cellular component: endoplasmic reticulum. The transcript has 10 exons.
ACGUCCAGUGGGUGGGCUCUCUCUGACAGGAGGAAGAAGGCUCGUGACGGGCAGCCGGGGAUCCAACCUUCAAAAAAGCCGGCUGUUCUUUUUAGCUACUUCCCAUUAGAAACCCGGGGGAGAUCCAUGGCGACCAAAGCGAUGAAUCUCUGCAAUGUGUGCUGCCUGCUUUUUUACGUUAUCACCGCGGUGCUCGCCGGGCGAGAUUUCUAUCAGAUCUUGGGGGUGACAAAGAGUGCAUCCAUCAGGGACAUCAAGAAGGCCUACAGAAAGCUGGCUCUCCAGUUACACCCUGACAGAAACCAGGACGACCCGAAAGCUCCAGACAAAUUUGCAGACCUGGGAGCAGCUUAUGAGGUGCUCUCAGAUGAGGAGAAAAGGAAACAGUACGAUGCGUAUGGAGAAGAUGGACUCAAAGAGGGUCACCACAGCUCGCACAACGAUAUCUUCUCCAGCUUCUUUGGUGACUUUGGGUUCAUGUUCGGAGGCAAUCGACAGCAACAGGACAGGAACAUCCCCAGAGGAAAUGACAUCAUUCUAGACCUGGAGGUCAUGCUUGAAGAGGUGUACUCUGGGAACUUUGUCGAGGUCGUACGUAACAAGCCUAUAGCCAAAGAAGCCCCCGGCAAGAGGAAGUGUAACUGCAGACAGGAGAUGAGGACGACGCAGCUCGGACCCGGCCGCUUCCAGAUGACUCAGGAGAUGGUGUGCGACGAGUGCCCCAAUGUAAAGCUGGUAAAUGAAGAGAGAACCUUGGAGGUAGAAAUUGAACAAGGAGUCAGAGAUGAAAUGGAGUACCCUUUCAUUGGAGAAGGGGAACCUCACAUCGACGGCGAACCUGGAGAUCUACGUUUCCGCAUCAAAGUGCUAAAACAUCCUGUGUUUGAACGCAGAGGAGAUGACCUGUACACAAACGUCACCAUCUCCCUGGUGGAGGCACUCAUCGGCUUUGAGAUGGACAUCGAACAUUUGGACGGACACAAGGUCCAUAUAGUGAGGGAUAAGAUCACCAAGCCCGGCGCUCGAAUGUGGAAGAAGGGAGAGGGCCUGCCAAACUUUGACAACAUUAACAUCCGAGGUUCCCUCAUCAUCACUUUCGAUGUGGAUUUUCCUCAGACGCAGCUCAACGAACAGCAGAAAGAUGGCAUCCGGAGUCUUCUGAAGCAGGGCUCUGUACAGAAGGUUUAUAAUGGACUCCAAGGAUACUAGCACAGACACAGCCUGGACUGAGUUUUCUGUCUCUCUCUCACACACACACGCAGGACCGGGCUCCAUGAUUCUGACCAGGGUGUAUUUAUUAUUUUCAGAUGGCUUGAACCCAAUUUGUUUUUAAUGUUCUACAUUUUGACAGCAGUUGCACAAUUGCAGGUGUUUUAUUUGAAAGGAUGCCAUGUCUCUGUUGUACUUCUUUUUUUUUUUUAUACCCAAAUUAUAUUGUAAUAAGGCCUUUAUUUUUCAUUUAAAAAACUAAAUUCCUUAUUUCUCCGAGUGAAGUCAAAAAUCUGCUGAACGAUGAGCUACUGAAGAAGAAGAUCUCCGUACCAACUUUCAACCUGUGCAAGGCAUUUGUUUUUUUAUUUCUUUCAUUUUUUUACGAAUGUAACGCUUUGUUCUGGUCAGACUCCUGUUCAAUAAUUCUUUUGUAAAUAGGGAAGUACAAAGCUCAUCUGUGUGUUGCGUUUUAGUUUUCCUACUUCAUGUUGGCUCCUACUUCCACGUUGCAACAGGGGAGAACAAGCUCAUCCCCAGGUUCACUGUGACGAGAGUUGACCUCUUAAAUUACACGGUGACGUUGUCUUAUGUUUGGAGGAAUGGGGCCACGUCCUGGGAUCAUUUAGUUUCGCACACCUCCGACACUCUUUUAAAUCAAAGGGACCUCACACAGAAGAGUAUCAGCAUCCCUGUUGCUGCUCCUGACCGGCAACCAUUUGGUUUAUAAUGUGACUUUUAGGAUUUCACUUCGCUCUGUUUUUACUAUGGUCUGCAACACUGCCUCCCAAUGUUAUGAGAGUGUCAUGACCUUAAGAGAGGGGAUGAUGUACUUUUGACUGACGAUAUAAAUAAAGAUUUCUACAAAUUCUGA